CCGCCGGCAGGUGUCGCCCUCCCCCGGGACACACACAAGAUGGCGGCGGCGGCGGCGGGCGGCGGCGGCGGGACCCUCUGACGGUGCCGCCAUGUUGGUGAGGGCGGUAACGGCGCCGGGGCUGCGCCGCCUGUGCCGGGGCCGGCGGGACGCGGCCGCCGCCUGCUUCCCGCCGGGCCGGGCGCUGCUGGGCGUGCGCGGGGCCGAGGCCGCCGUGUUCCUGCAGGGGCUGCUCACCAAUGACGUCACGCAGCUGGCGGCGGCGGCGGACGGGGCCCCCUCCGCGCUGUACGCGCACGCGCUGAACGUACAGGGCCGCUGCCUGUAUGACGUCAUCCUGUACAGGCUCCACGGGAGCGCGGGAGAGGAGCCUCACAUCCUGCUGGAGUGCGACAGCAACGUCCUGGAGCCCUUCCAGAAACACCUGAAACUGUACAAGAUCCGCAGGAAAGUUGACAUCUCCCCCUGCCCUGACCUCUCCCUGUGGGCUGUCAUCCCUGGGGAACAGGCUGGAGAUGCCUCCAGCUCCCUCCCGAAAUGUGCAGGCCAGGCUGUGCUCUUGACUCCUGACCCCAGGGCAGAGGUCAUGGGCUGGAGACUGAUCACAAAGAAAGGAGCAAAUCUGUCGGAGAUUAUCCCUGGGAGUGAAGUUGGAGACGUUCAGGAUUACCACAGGCACAGGUAUAAGCAAGGAAUUCCUGAAGGUGUGAAGGAUCUCCCUCCUGGAGUCGCCCUCCCUCUGGAGUCCAACCUGGCCUACAUGAACGGCAUCAGCUUCACCAAGGGCUGUUACAUCGGGCAGGAGCUGACGGCCAGGACACACCACAUGGGCGUCAUCCGCAAGCGCCUGCUCCCCGUCUCCUUCUCAGCUCCGCUUCCCAAAGACGGCAUUCCCGAGGGUGCCGAGAUCCUCACCGAGUCGGGAAAGCCGGCCGGGAAGUUCCGGGCGGGAGGAGGUGACCUCGGGAUAGCUCUGCUGAGGUUGGCUCACGUAAACGAGCCGCUCUGCAUCGAUGUGGGAGGGGAUAAAGUGAAGCUCAGCGCAAACACGCCCGAGUGGUGGCCGAAAAGUGCUGCUAAAUAGGUGAGGAGCCACCAGUUGCCUUCUGGAGGAUCUUAUUCUGUGGGAGAAGUUUGGCCUUCGGCUGGUGUUUGUGGUGUUUGAUGGAGGGGUGUCACAGGAGGCCUCAAAUCGGGACUGAACUCAAACUGGGUCCCCUCAAAUCGGGAACCCAAAGCUGUGAGGUCGGAUCGUCCACUGGGUGUUGUGGAGAGAGAUACACAGGGAAGUGCACUUUUUCCUGAGGGUAAUCCCUGUUUAUUUAGGGGUUGCCACGUGUUGUUGGAUGGAUUUUGAGUCUGACCCUCCAUCAGACUGUGCUCCGUGUAGGAUGUGGGGCGUGUUCCCACUGAAGUGAGCAAUGGGAGCAGGAGAUUCCCUGUUCCACGCACUGAAUGUUUCAGUUCAGAAUAACCAUUUUGUGGUAUUAUGAUGAUUUUUGUUUGUUUUUUUUUGUUUUUUUUUUUUUGAGUGGAGAUCAUGCUGCUCUUACGUAUUCUCAGGCUAAAAGUUUUUACUGCAAAUUACUCCUUGCAUUGAGCUUCUUAAACUCGCUGAUUGUGUGGGUGUUUCUCCCCACCGCUGGAAUUGUGUUCAGGAAGAGGAAUGCCUUGUACUUUCACAUUUCAGACCUUGAUUUUAAGUUGGCAUUUCUUUGCUUCACUUUUUUUCUGGCCCCCAACACUCUUCUGCCUUCCCAAUUUUCCCUGCUCCUGCAGUCAGCAUGUUCCUCUUUGCUUCCAAAGCCAACCGGCUCCGUGCCUCCUAUCCCUGUCAACCUGCAGUGAUUUAUAGGAGCCCUUUCUAUUUUUGUAUUACAAUAAAUCCAUUACACAAGGGCGUGAUGAGAGAGGUGCCCAGGUCCCCUCCCAUUUUGACCAAAAAAAAACCCCAAAAACCACAACCUCUUGCAUGAAUAUUUUUAACAAAACCCGUCCAAAGCACAUUCUGCUGCUGUUUCAGCGUUACUGUGAAAGGAAUUUGUGAAAAAUGCUCAUAUUGAUUAAAACUCUAUGGUUGCUGUAAAGUGAGUCUGUGGAAUAUCUUGUUAAUUAUCGUAUCUAAUUUAAAAGUGAUUUAUCUGAA
Pipra filicauda (Wire-tailed manakin) is the source of this 2146-nucleotide messenger RNA. It is a transcript of the gene IBA57, whose product is annotated as iron-sulfur cluster assembly factor IBA57. NCBI's taxonomy places the organism in Eukaryota, Metazoa, Chordata, Aves, Passeriformes, Pipridae. The record is from RefSeq and is a predicted model, not a curated record. Gene Ontology annotation, cellular component: mitochondrial matrix. The transcript has 3 exons. Bases 92 to 1084 code for a protein of 330 amino acids. Gene Ontology annotation, molecular function: protein binding.